Messenger RNA from Penicillium malachiteum, 939 nucleotides. RefSeq lists its product as uncharacterized. The coding region runs from base 1 to 939 and encodes 312 amino acids. The transcript has a single exon. The record is from RefSeq and is a predicted model, not a curated record. Lineage: Eukaryota; Fungi; Ascomycota; Eurotiomycetes; Eurotiales; Aspergillaceae.
AUGCGUUCCCCUUUCUUGUUGGCUCUGGCAGCCACUUCCACCCUUGCAGUGCAAGUGACAACAGUAUACAACUUUACCAGCGGUGACGUGGACAUUGAGAACAGCGAGCUACGACCUAAUGGCCAUCUCCUCCUUACCACAUUCUACGAGGGUCAUCUUUACACUCUCGAUCCUCAUGCGGAGAAUCCAAAACCUGAGCUAGUCGCUGCGCUGCCUGGCGCCACUGCUCUUUGCGGCAUCACUUCGAUCGCUUACGAGAAGUAUGCAGUGGUUGGUGGUGUCCGAGGAACGUACCACUAUGACAACGAGACAGUCUACACGGUAGACUUUAGUCAAGAUGCUACGAACCCGGUUAUCGAAAAAGUAGCGCAUCUCCCUACUGCCAUUAUGUUGAAUGGAAUGGCUGCGGUGCCGAAGAACCCACACAUCGUGUUAAUCGGCGAUGCGAUCCGGGGUCUGCUAUUCCGGGUUGACACAACAACCGGUGCAUCGAAGGUUGCGAUUCAAGAUCCACAACUAAACGCAACGUCCACCAGCUCACUUCCUAUCGGUGUUAAUGGGCUGAAGGUUGUCGGGAACUAUGUGCAUUUCACCAAUAGCGCCCGCAAUACCUUUGGCAGAAUCCCUGUUAGUGAUGACGGAGAGACGUUUGGAGAGGUGGAGAUUAUUGCGAAUUUGAAUAGCACGGCGAAUGAUUGGGACGAUUUUAUUAUUGAUUCGAAUGGAAUUGCAUAUGUUGCGCAGCCGGUUUAUGGUAUUGCGAGGAUCUUGCCGGAUGGAAGUCAUAGUGUUUAUGUUGGUGGAGAUGGAAGUGGGAUUGAGGGGCCUUCGUCUAUUCAGAUUGCAUCGGAUGGGUAUGCAUAUGUGACGCAGGGUGGAGGGUCGGUGGUUAAGUUUCGACUUCCUCAGAACACGACCUUGCCUGAGGGUGAAUUUUGA